AUGGUCAAGAAGAUGAAGCUUCCUUUCAUCUGCAAGAAACCAAAUACCAAAGGAACAUGGAAAUUGUCACUUUUUAAGCAAUUCAAAGCCAUUUCAUUCAUAAACAAGCCCAAACCUAUAAAGAAUUCCAAUUCUGUUUUAUCAGACACUGCCAGGUUUAUUUCAGUGCUGGACUCCUCGUGGUCCCAGUCAAGAACUUGCCUAUCAGUGCCAAAAGAUUCUGAAGAACUGCUCGAGAUGGCUAGCAAGGCACUGAGAUCAGACAGGCUGUUUUUUGAGCCAGGCAACACGAAUUCGAUACUAGAGGCAGCCAGGUUCCCUUUCAAGGAUUGUGUAGCACUGGCCUUAGAGACAGGGGAUCCUUACAUGGAUUUUCGAAUUUCAAUGGAAGAAAUUGUUGAGGCUUGUGAACUGAAAGAUCAGGACCAUCUAGAGGAGUUACUGGCUUGCUUCAUCUUCCAGAACAGGAGGCUAGUGCGAGGAAGACUGGGGAUGAAAGCCUUCGACCAUAAGCUGAGAAGGGAAAAACGUGCAGAAUAG
Theobroma umbraticum is the source of this 540-nucleotide messenger RNA. NCBI's taxonomy places the organism in Eukaryota, Viridiplantae, Streptophyta, Magnoliopsida, Malvales, Malvaceae. The record is from RefSeq and is a predicted model, not a curated record.